This is a messenger RNA of Ectocarpus siliculosus, 450 nucleotides long. The record is from the annotation of a GenBank genome assembly. Lineage: Eukaryota; Phaeophyceae; Ectocarpales; Ectocarpaceae.
AUGAGAGCCCGUGCCCCGCCUCGAAGCGCGGGCCUGCUGAACGGUGACUACGAUAAGCAUGGCGGGAAGAUAACCCGUUACAACGGGGGAACUCUCGCGAGACUAGCCGCCGCGGCGGUUGCGCUUCUCGCCGUCUGGCUCAUUGCGAUGUACGCGUUUUCUCCGGCGAGCGGCGGAGGCGAAGCGAUGACUGCAUCGAGCCUAGGCUGGGGUCGGGGGGAGUCUGUCGCCAGGGACAGCAAGAAGAAGCACAAGCACGAGGACAAGGGCAGCAGACAUAAGCGCCAUAGCCACAAGCACGUGCAGGCGGGGUGCACCGCGAGCCCCUUGCAAGAGAAGGAUGCCUUCCCGGUGUACGGCUGUGCGGAGAUGGAGGUUUGGAGAUCUCUCGCGCAAGCCACGCCGGCGGGCGGGGGGUUCGAGUUCCUUUUCUUCGUGUUAUACCGCUAA